GAUGUCGUACAGACAACGGCAGGAUAACGAUGGAUAUUCACCUGGAAGAUAUCAACCGCCAACAGUACCGAGGACUCGCUCCUCUUUUCAGACACCCCCCGUUACAGCGCCCAGAAUAAAAACCGAACAACAAAGGGCAUCAGUUUCCAUUGACCCGAUGAAUCGAAUAAGGGAAAAUCAACCUAGGCAUACCUCGCUUGACGCAGGUAUGAAUGCAGCUAUACGGCCAAGAGAAAAACGCGUCCCAGCCCACUCUCCUAACACAUCGUUUGAUGGAUCCCAUUCAACAGAUGGUGCGGGCUUAUCUCCCAGAGAUCAUAAACCGAAAUUUACCGAGUAUACGGGAGGCUAUUUACCAGAACCUGUCAAUUCUUCCAGGUUCAGGGAUGUUACGUCACCUAGUCGAAGUCGAUAUAGUGAGGAACGUGAACAAAAGUUCAACUCAUAUCGAAGUAGCGAAAGCCCAUCCGCAACUGCUAAAUUUGAGAAGAGUAGAAUAGAAGUUUUGAAAGCCGAACUCAUGCUGAAAAUAUACUGUUUACAGGCUGGUUUACAUGUAAACGAUCUCUUUACCGACUUGGCUGACGGUAAAUUAUUAUUGAGGCUUCUGGAAAUUAUUUCUGGUGAUAAUUUGGGUCGUCCGAAUAAGGGAGUUUUACGUGUUCAAAAAAUUGAAAAUGUCAACAGGUGCCUCGAAUACUUACGUUCCAAGGUUUAUUGGGAAAAUAUUGGAGCCGAGGACAUAGUAGAUGGUAAAUCCAGCUUAAUUCUAGGCCUUAUAUGGACAAUCAUUUUACGUUUUCAAAUCCAGGAUAUUGAAAUUGAACUGGAUGAAGAUGAUGAAAACAGUGAAAAAAAAUCGGCUAAGGAUGCUUUAUUACUAUGGUGUCAAAGGAAAACGGACGGCUAUCCAGGUGUUAAAAUCGAAAAUUUCACCUCUUCCUGGAGAAAUGGUUUGGGCUUCAACGCUCUCAUUCAUCGUCAUAGACCAGAUCUUAUCAAUUAUGAAAGACUCAGUCCUCAAGAUCAUAUGGGCAAUUUAAACAAUGCCUUCGAUACAGCUGAAAAUCAACUAGGCAUAGCAAGAUUACUGGAUGCUGAAGAUGUCGAUGUCAGAAUGCCUGAUGAGAAAUCUGUUAUGACUUACGUUGCGGCCUAUUACCACUUCUUUGCAAAAAUGAAAUCUGAACAAACUGGCGGUAAACGUAUUGCUAAGAUCAUGCAGGAUCUUAUGGCAAUGGAGACGAUGGAAGACAGUUAUGAGACUUACGUUAGUAAUUUACUAGAAUGGAUAAGAGAAAAAAUUGAACAACUAUCUGAUCAUACUUUUCCCAAUUCCCUUGAUGGUAUACAACAAGAAAUGGCUCGUUUUAAGCAGUACAGAACGGUUGAAAAGCCUAUGAAAUAUGAAGAGAGAGGAAAGCUGGAGGCCCACUACUUUAAUGUUCAAGCCAAGCUAAAAGCUUCAGGUCGAAGGCAAUAUGUUCCUCCUGAAGGAAAGAUGAUAAACGAUAUUGAAAGUGCUUGGAAUUUGUUAGACAAAGCAGAACAUGCUCGUGAGAAAGCUAUGAGAGAAGAAUUAAUUAGACAGCAAAGAUUAGAGCAACUCGCCAUAAGAUAUGACAAGAAAGCCUCUCUAAGAGAAUCUUGGUUAUCGGACAUGGCUGGUGUCAUAACUGACCUUACACCUCAACAAGAAACAACGACGCAUAUUGAAGGAGCUGUUAAACGACAUCAAGCUGUUGCUGCUGAUAUCUCAGCUAGAAAGGAUAGAUUUGAAGCUUUGAAAGUUAUGUGCAAUGAAUUGAAAAAAGAAAAUUAUUAUAAAAAGAAUGAGAUAAAUGAUAGAACGGAAGAAAUAUUAAACAAUUGGCAGCAACUUCAAGAUGCUCUUGACAGAAAGCAAAAAGGAUUAUCUUCUCUUAACGAGUUGUUAGCCAUGUUAAGAGAGAUAGACAAUCUCUUUUCUGAGUUAGAAGAAGUGCAUAAUUCUGUAAAAAAUACAAAUACUGGACGGCACCUAGUAGCUGUAGAAGAUUUAUUACAAAAACACGCGCUCUCCGAGGCUCAAUUAGACACUAUUUCAAGUAGGUCAAAAGCACUUAACAAGAGAGGGCAGUCGAUAAUACGACAGGUCACACACGAGGCUAAUUUACUUAAGAAACGUUUGGAAGCCCUCUCCCGUGAAGUUGAAAAUACGCAAAUUUUAACAACUGAACGACGCAAAGCGUUAGAAAGCGCCAGAAGAUACUUCCAAUUUCUUCAAGACUGUGAAGAAGAGGAGGUAUGGCUGGUUGAGAAAUGUCAAACAAUGAGAUCCCGAGACGUUGGGAUGGAUUUAACUGCAUGUACUCGGUUAAUCAAUAAACUUGAAUUGAAUGAAAAAGAAAUUCAAGCUAGGGAGCCAAGAGCCCAAGAACAUUUAUAUUCCGUAGCAGAGGAGUUAACUCGAAGCAACCACAGAGGCUCCACAGAAAUUAAUUCUAGAGUGAGAGAGGUGAAAAAUACAUGGAGAACUCUGAAAGAAUUAGUUAAGGCGAGACGUACUCUACUGGAGGACGCCUUAGAAAGUCAUCAAUAUUAUGCUGAUGCCAAUGAAGCAGAAUCUUGGAUAAGAUCAAUCGAACCCUUAGUUGAAUCGACCGAUUAUGGAAAAGAUGAAGCUGGUGCUAAAUCAUUAUUACAACGUCAUGCAAGAUUCGAGGAGGAGAUCAAAUCUUACUCCGAUGAUAUUGAGAGAUUGAAUUGUUUAGCUGCUUUCAUGACAAAAGCGGCCAACCAGCACUCGUACGACCCUGCCAGUACACCUGAUAAACGAGCAAAAUAUUCGAGCAUAACUGAAGCAAAUGACGUAGAAGUCGAAGAAGAAAUUAUUGAAGUUCCUGAACUUGUCGAAGUUGAAGAAAUGGUUGAAAAAGAAGUAAUAGAGGUUGUUGAAGAAGAGAGAAGAAUACCGCAGGCUAUUGCUCUAUACGGUUAUUCGAAAGAUGAGCUUGUUGUAAAGAAAAAUGAUACAGUUUUGGUCUUAGACCAAUCUAACGACGAUUGGUGGAAUGUCCGUGCGAUCGAUGGUUCAAGUGGUUACUUUCCAAGAAAUAGACUUCAAGUUACAAGCGAUAAGGUAGUUAUCAGAAAAGUAAAAAAGCCGGUAAUGAAGAAAGUUCCUCAAAUUGUCACCAAAACUGAAAUGAGAAAAGAAGUUCAUAAAAAAGUGAAACCAUUGAGACGAACACCUUCGAAACGAUCUCAAGGAAAUUUGCACUUUGACAAAGAGAACGUUGAUCUUCGUCAGAAAAGUAUUAACUCUGCUUACGAUCGCCUAUGCUCGUCAGGAAGAAGACGACGAAGAAUGUUGGAGGAUACCGCCUUGUACUAUAGAUUUAGUGCUGAGUGUGACUCUUUUGAAAAAUGGUUGACAGAUAAAGAAAGAAUUUUGGCAAUAAAGGAGCAAUUAUCAGAAAAAGUUAUUGAAGCUAAAAUGAAAUUUGAAGCUCUUAUAACCGACAUGGCUGCCAAUAAACCUACUCUUGACAGUAUAAACACAAUGGCAGACACCAUGCUUUCGAAAGAGCAUUCUUUAGCUCGUGAGAUUGAUUCGAGACGAAGCAAAAUCAAUGAAAGAUGGGAAAGACUUAAUUCGCUUAAAUUACAAAAAGAGAAAACUCUAAAAGGUGCAUCUAGUCUGGAGCUAUUAGGUAACACUUGUGACGAAUUAAAAGAGUGGCUGAAGGAGAAAUUGUCCACUUUGGAUGCUAUGGAUCCAAGCACAGUCCAUGAUGCUAAGUCUCUUGAAACAUUGAAAAGAAAACAUCAACAACUGCAAUCCGAAACCGGACCACUGGCUGAUAGAAUUGAUAAAAUGCAAUUAUUAGCUGAAUCUGUAAGAUCGGCCUAUCCUGAUGAGAAAGAUUGGAUAAAUGCCAAAGAGCAGUCGGUAAUGGGGCCAUGGAGAGAAUUGCAAGACAAGUUAAAUAGAAAAUGGAAUGUUCUGGAGGAAUCUGCUCAGGAUCAGUUGUUAACAGAUGCCAUCAAAGAGGCUGACCAAAGCGCAAGUGAUAUUCAUACCAAGUUGAACGAUCACCGAAAGCCUAGAGACGCAGCAGAUGCAGAGGCUAUGUUGAAAGAGCAUGCCGAUACUAAAGCAGAAAUUGAUGCCUAUGCUGAUAAAGUUGAGAAAGCAAGAUUGCGAGCUCAAGCAAUUUUAGCUGAACGACCCGACGCUCCAGGAGUAAGAGAGGAACUAGCCAGAAUGGAAGAAGAAUUAGCCAAUCUUCGUGAAGCAUGGGAAGCAAAAGAUAAGGACUUACGAGAUGCCCUUGCUUUGCAAAUGCUGAAUAAAGACGCUGAUCAAAUAGAAUCUUUGACUGCCGCAAACGAAGCUUUCCUUGAAUUUAAUGACUUGGGUCACGAUGUUGCAUCUGUUGAGGCUUUACUCAAACGUCACAAAGAAUUUGAAGAAAUCUUAAAUGCUCAAAACGAAAAAGCCAACGAAGUUGCCAAAAUAGCUGACAAAUUAAUAGCAGAAGGUCAUCCAGAUGCUGAAGCCAUAAAGGAAAGAAGAGAUAAUUUACUAGCUGGACGCGCUCGCGUCAGUGACAAAUGUGCCAACCGAAGAGAGCAACUAGAAGCUUCCCUCGAAUACUUUGAAUGGGUCAGGGCCGCUGAUGAGCUAUGUGAAUGGAUAGGCGAGAAGGAAGUUGUUGCCAAAGACGACUCAUGGAGAGAGUUGAAAAAUCUCCUUCCAAAAGUUCAAAGACACGCGGCAGUGGAGGCUGAAGUGAAAGCUAAUGCUUCACAACUAACAAAUUUAGAAGAUACAGCUAAAAAAAUUGUCAAAAGAAAACCUUCCUGUAAGAAGGACGUCAAUGAACGAAUGGAUGAUGUAAUUGAUAAAUGGAGAAAUCUAGAACUAGCCAUAGAUGAUAAAGGAACAAAACUACGCCAAGCUGCACAGCAGCAAUUAUUUAAUCAAGCUUUGGAAGACGCUUUGGGUCAGUUAGAGCGAAUGGAGCGUCUCAUUGCUAAUGACGAUAUCGGGCAAGAUUUAAGAAGUGUUAGAGAUUUACUACAACAACAUCAUGGUCUUGAACACGAUAUGGAAGUUGCAGCCGUAAAAUUAAGAGAAAUUGCCACUCAGGGAAGAGAGCUAGCCGAAGCGGGGCAUUUUGAUGCUGCUACCAUUCUUAAAGAUGUUGAAAACUUUAAUAAACGAUUCGAUGCACUUCAAGUUCCAAUGGCAGAAAGACGAAUGAAACUUGAGGAAUCUUUGGCCUUUUAUCAGUUUUUGUUUGACGCUGAUGGCGAAUUGCAAUGGAUUGAGGAACAUAAACCACUGGCAACUUCAAGAGACUUUGGUAAGAGUUUAGUGGAAGUGCAAAAAGCUCAACAAAAGCAGAUUGCUCUUGAAUCUGAAAUGUUAGCACACCAGCCUCAUCUAGAAAAAGUGAUUGAAACGGGGACAGUCUUAGUUAAGGACAAUCAUCCCAAAUCAACUGAAAUUGAAGCGAAAUCGAACAAUGUUAUGAAUGAAUGGAAUAAACUAAAGAACUCAACACAUGACAGGAAAGAACUUGUCGAAACAGCAACGAAGAGAGAAGAAUGGCAAAAUAAUGCUGCUGAAGCAGGAAAUUGGUUAAAAGAGAAAAAAGACUUGGCCGCCAAUCCUGAUUACGGAAGAGAUGAAGAGGCCUCAAACAAGCUGCUAACUAAGCAUAAGGCCCUUGAAGAAGAAUUGGAUGGCUAUUGUCAAGCUAUAGAUAAUCUUCAUAAAGAUGCCUCCAAAUUGAAACGUCAAAUGUCUGAACCGGGCAUGGCGUCAAUAGGAGACAAAGAACAAGAACUUGAUGAAAUGGCCGAAACUGUAAGAAGUCUUUGCAGAGAAAGACAUAUGCAAUUAGACGAAAUGAAGAAAUUGCAUCACUAUAACAGAGAAGCUGAUGAAAUUCUUGAUUGGAUUAAUGAGCAACUGAACCAAGCAGAUGGUGAAGAUUAUGGUACCGAUUAUGAACACUGCCUUAGAGUUUUGGACCGAUUUAGACAGCUUCAACAAAAUGUUGAUGCUGGAGCCCCUCGAUAUGAAGCUGUUAAAAUGUUGGCUCAAGAACUUGUUGAUAAUGGAUCCCCUCAUUCUGACACAAUUACUGAAAAACAAAAGAGUGUUGAUGACUCAUGGCAAGCGCUACAGGACCAAUUAGAAAUACGAGAGGCCAAACUCCAAGGAGCCGCAGAAAUCCACCGAUUUAACAGAGAUGUUGAAGAGGCUUUGUCCAGAAUCAAUGAGAAAUAUUCUGAUAUCAGUGAUUUGGAAACAGGCCGAGACAUGGCUGCUACUCUUCACUAUAUAAAACAGCAUGAUGCAUUUGAAACUGAGUUAGUUGCUUUAGACACGCAUGUUCAGAUGGUAAUAGAUGACAGUAAACGUUUACAAGAAAAAUUUCCAGGCGGAAAUGCCCAAAAUAUGGCUGAACAGCAGGCAAUUGUUUUAGAAAACUGGGAAAUUUUAAAGAAAGCUGCUGAAGACCGAAAAGAGAAACUUGCACAGGCCUUGGAAUACUGUCGUUUUCUUGCAAAUGCCAGAGAUUUUCAAAUCUGGGCAAAAGGAGUUGAAAAGCAAAUGGAGAAUGAACCAGUUGCAAGAAAUGUUGCUGCUGCAAAGGAACUUUUGAAUGAACAUGCUACACUGAAUUCAGAGAUAGAUUCUAAAAAGGAUGACUUUGAUAAACUUGAAAAGGCUGCUAACAAAAUGAUAAAUGACCAGCACGAAUGUAGCAAAGAUAUCAAGGAGAAAGUCUCCAAUUUUUGUGAAUUAUAUACAAACAUUUGUGAUCUAUCAAAAGUCAGAAAUGAAAAAUUACAAUACUUACAUGAUAAUCAAGUUUUCAAACGUGAUGUACAACAACUCGAUGCUAUCUCAGCUUCUCAAGAAGCUUUACUAUCAUCCACUGAUGUUGGCCAAACUGUGGAACAAGCUGAGACUUUAGUUAAGAAACACGAAGCUUUUGAAAAUUUACUGGCAUCUCAAGACGCUAAGAUGGUUGCUCUUGAAAAUGCUGCUAAGAAAGUUCUUGAUUCGCCAGAAUCACAAGGUAAAACUGAUGAAGUAACAGACGAACUCGCCAGAAUCAGAGAUAGACGUGAAAAUGUUAAGGAAUCGUCAAAAGCCCGGAUGCAAGCUCUUGAAUUGGGUGUUUUACAUGCAAAAUUCCUACGAGACGCCGCUGAAAUCGAGAGCUGGCUUGAUUACAGACUAGAGACGGUUACGAAGAGCGAAUCAUUUGCUAAUAUAUCCGACUUAAGGGAAAAAAUGAAAAAAUUGCAAAGACAUCAAGCUUUCGAAGCAGAAAUUUUAGCCAAUGAACCGAGGGUUCAGUCCUUGGCUGAAAAUGGAAACACUUUAAUAAGAAGAAAACACCCAGAUGCUUCUAGUGUUCAGCAAAGAGUAAAUGCUUUAGUAACGCAAUGGAAUGAUCUUGUUAAAGCAACUGCAUCAAGGGGACGAGGAUUGGAAGAAGCAAAAGAUAUUCUAAAAGUUACAGAAGAAGCUGAUGCAAUUGAAACAUGGUGUAGAGCUAAAGAGACCCUUAUUGCAGCUCAUGAUCUUGGAAAAGAUUAUGAACACUGUUUAAAACUUAAAAAACGAUUAAGAGAACCUGAAUCAAGCUUUGCCGUUGACGAAGAAAGAGUUGACGCUUUAAAUAAACUCGUUGAACAGUUGAUUCAACAAGGCAGACACGAUCACAAUGCCAUUAACGAACGGAGAAAUUCUGUUGUUGAACGGUAUCAUAAUGUUGAUGAAGGUCUCAAAAAAUAUGAAAAAGAAUUGGAUGCAGCUUUAGAAGUUCAUAUUUUCAACAGAGAUGUAGAUGAUAUCAAAGAAAGGCUUAAUGACAAGAUUAUGUUAUCACAAUGGAGUGAUCCAAAUGCAAGUACAGAGCAUUUGGAUACAGAUCAAUCUGAGCUCCUUGCCGUAUCCGUCAACGAUUUGGGACGAGACGUUGCUACCGUUGAAAGUCUGCAACGGAAGCAAGACGACAUUGAAAAAGAUAUGACUGUAAUUAAAGACAAGCUGUUGAAUUUGGAAGAAGAAGCUGAGAAUUUGGCAAAGAAGUAUCCGGAACACGUUGAAAAAUUGCAAUCUGAAAUUGCUGGUGCUAAUGAGUUAUGGAACAAAUUAGAUAAUGCAGUUGUCGAAAGAAGAACGAAUUUGUCUAAAUCGUACGACUUGCAUAGAUACUUAGCAGAAGCAAAGGAACAUUCUAGCUGGUGUAACAACUUACAACACAAGGUUGAAACACCUGAGAUGGCAACUACGGCUAUUCUAGCUGAGCAGCUUAUUGCCUCACACGGUGAUAGAAGAUCUGAGAUUGAUGCUCGUCAAUCUCAUCAUGAUUCGUUAGUUCGUCGAGGCAGAGAGCUUUUGGACGUUGUUGACAAGAAAAGUAUCACUGACGUUGGAAAUGCUUUGGAAAAUGUUGAGAAGAGUUGGUCAAAUCUUGACAGCAGUUGGAACGAAAGAAAAGCCCUUUAUGCUCAAUGUUUAGACUUUUGCAUUGUUCAAGAAUAUGCUGAUCAAGCUGAUGCUUGGUUAGCAGAAAAAGAAGGAUUUUUGGCCAAUCAGGAUCUUGGAAAUAGUGUGUCGUCUGUUCAGACCCUUAUAAAGAAACACGAAGCAUUUUCUCAAACUCUUCACGCUCAAAAGGACAAAAUUGCCUCUGUUGAACAACUUGCUGAUGCAAUUCUCAAAGAGACACAUUACGCCCAUGAUCAAGUAGUUGCAAGAAAAGAAGGCGUACUCAAAAGAUUUGAUCGAGUCAAGGAGCUGUGCCUCUCCAGAAAAGAUAAAUUAGAAAAAGCAUUAAUUUACGAGCAGUUUGUUCGAAAUAUGUACGAUAUUGAGGUUUGGAUAAAAGAAAAAAUGACAAUUGCCAAAGAUGAAGUGGACAGGGAUGGUGCUAAUCUACAAUCUAAGCUUAAAAAACACGCAGCUUUUGAAGCUGAACUUAGAGCUAACAAACAAAGGGUCUUAGAUAUAGAAUAUGAUGUUAAUCAACAAACUAACCACUAUAACUAUGAUUUGCUAACUGAACGAGUUGAAGAACUUAAAAAGGACUUUCACAACCUUGAAGAAGCCAGCAAACAAAAAAGAGAACGUUUAGAGCAAGCGUGCGACUCCCUCCAUCUGCAAAGACAAUGUGAUGACGUUGAUGCAUGGAUUGAUGAUGUUGAAAAUCAAUUAGCUUCGGAAGAACAUGGAAGAGACGUUACAAGUGCAAAUUCCUUAUUGAAACGACACCAACAAUUAGAUUUAGAUAUUCAGUCGUAUAGCGAGAAAGUUAAAGAAUUGUGCGAUAGCGCUAAUGGAAAGAGUCAUUAUUGGUGUGCUGAAGAUCUCACUAAGAGAACCAAUGCCUUGAAGGAACGGUAUGAUGCGCUCUCUGAACCUUAUCAAAUACGUUCAGAUAACUUACACGAUGCUCUUCUAUUCUACUCUUGGUUAAGAGAUGUGAGUGAGGAAGAGCGUUGGAUUAGUGAUAGAAAAAAAAUAGUCUCAUCUGAGGAAGCUCCUAACUCGCUAAAUCAAGCAGAGAGUAUGUUACGUAAACAUGUUGCUGUAGAAAAUGAAAUAAUGGCUCAUGAAGCUCUACUUAAGGGUGUUGACGAACAAGCCUAUCAAAUGGUUGACAAAAAACAUUAUGCUUCAAAAGAUGUAAAUAGUCAACUAACAGCUCUUCACGAAUAUUUUAUAAGUUUAAAGGAAACUGCCAAAACAAGAAAAGAAUUCUUAAAGAUUUGCGUUGAAGUUCAAAGGUUCUUCAGUGAAAUAGAGGAGGCAAAGUCGUGGAUUGCUGAAAAGCGUCAUUUUGUUGAUUCUGAAGAGAACGCUAAAGAUGAGGAUGCUGUUCAAGCCUUAUUAAAAAGACAUGAAGCAAUUGAAAUUGAUAUUGAUAAUUUUCAAAAUACAACUAUUGCUGAGUUGUCGGCAUUUAAGUCCCAGUUGGCCGAAAAUAGUCUCUGUAAACCAGAAGAAACUGAGAAACAAUUUAAAGAGGUUGAAAAAGAGUAUUCUGAAUUGCAACAAGCCUGUAUGACCCGCAGAAUUCGACUAACGAACCAUAAGAGGUUAUUAGAACUUGAGAGAGAAAUAACUGAAGUAGAGAGUUGGCUAACUGAGCGUAUUGCUGUUGCUUCAUCAACUGACUGUGGUGAUGACUUGGAACAUGUUGAAUUGUUACAACAACGUCAUGAUGCUUUCAACAGAGAUCUUGAAAGUGGCGAGGAGCGUAUUACAAAUGUUAACACUAUGGCUAAGAGCCUUUCAAAGGAUGAACCAUCGUAUAAGGCGAAGACUGAUGAAAUGUGCGAACAUGUCAAUCAAUUAUGGACUCAGCUUAACGAUCAGACUAGCGCCAGAAGAGAAACUCUUAUUGAUGCUUGGAAAGUACAUGCUUUCGUUAGAGACGCUGAUGAUGCUCUGGAAUGGAUUGGUGAAAAAGAAGUUUCAGCAUCGAGUACCGACUACGGAACUGAUCUUUUAAGUGUUCAAGAUCUAUUAAGUAAACUCUCCACCCUUCAACAAGAUCUGUCUGCCUUAACAAAGAGAGUUGAAGAUAUAUCAGACAGAGCCAGUACUUUGAGAAAAGAGCUUUUAUCUGAUGCCCAAGAAGUAGUUAAGGCUAAACAUGAAAGUUUAUUGACUGCUUGGAACGCGUUGUUAAGUUGUGCAAAAGAGAGAAGAAAAAAAUUGUUACAAGCAGAAAAUGUUCAACUAUAUUUGGAUGACUAUAGAGAAUUAAGAGCUUGGUUAGGAGAAAUGGAAGCAAUAAUGUCGACUGAUGAGCUUGCAAAAGACCUCGCAAGUGCUGAUGCUCUCUUGGAACGUCAUAGGCAUCAUAGGGCUGCUAUUGAUGCGCGUGAACGUUUAAUUUUGAAGUUUAUGAAUAGAGGAAAAGAUCUCCUGAUUCAAGGACACUUCUUAUCCAAUGUUAUAUCAGAAAAAAUGAACAAAUUAGAUGCCCAUUAUAAGAGAGUUUUAGAUGAAUGGAAUAGACGUCAGUCUUUGUAUGAACAGAGUAGAGAUCUCUUAGAGUUAUUCCGAGAUAUGGAUUCACUGGAAGCUUGGCUGGCUUACAGAGAAACAGCUUUGACCGAGGGAGAUCUUGAUGAUAUUAAAUCUAUUGAAAGAAUAGAAGAAGCCCUCCGAGCUCAUGAAGACUUCUCUCAAGCAGCUGAGGCUUAUGGUGAAAAGUUUAGUAAGAUUAAGAGGCCUACCCUGAUUGAAAAAACAGAAGAAGAAAGAAUUGAAAAGGAAAAGAGCACUGCAGCUAAAAAGCUGGAAGAUGAUAAGAAACAAGAUGUUAGAAUGAAGGAGCAAAGAAGACUAAUGCAAGCUAGAAGGAAAAGUGAUAUAGCUAUUUCACCAAGAGCAUCUAUUUCUCCUAUUAACAAAAUCGCUGUCGUUGAUGUUAAUUACAGCGAUGACAACACGGAAAGAGAAAACGAGGGAAUACCACAGAGAAGAUAUGAUCAAACACCAACAACUAACGAGGCAAUUCAAACACCAGUCAUCACACAAACCACCGAAAGGGUAAUUGGAACUCCGCUUCCUGCUCCAUCUGAUUUGAACGCCAACAAGGUAACAAGAGCAGACAGCCUUGGUAAGCCAGAAAGAGGUUUACGAGUAAGUGAGCAAUGGGCUGCUGAUCAACCCCAGGCUAAACCGAAGAAAGCAAGAAAUAUCAAGAGAACGUUAUCGUUGAGAACUCGCCGCCAUUCGCUGAAAGAAGCUCCUGAAUUACCUCCGGCCGAUAUAAGGGGUUACGUUGAGCGAAAAAUGGAAUUACAAAUCGGCGGAAAGAAAGCUGCCGUCCGGAAUUGGAAACUUCACUAUACAGUUUUAUGUGGACAUUUGCUUGCUUUCUUUAAAGAUGAGACAGCUUGUGCUGAAACGAUAGCUAAUAUCCCUCCGAUAAAUAUUUACUCAGCCAAAAUUGAAGCAGCAAGAGACUACACGAAGAAAAAGCAUGUCUUGAGAAUAAAAGUUAAAGACGGUUCUGAAUUUCUGCUGGCUUUUGAUUCUCAGAAUGACUGCUUGGAAUGGAAUAGAGCCUUAUCCCUUAGAGCAGCUCUAGAACCAUCUAAACAAUUGCAAGAUAACACUGAAGCACCAACGAGUCCAGCUCCACCUCAAAGUCCAUGCUCUUCAAACGCAUCAUCGACAAAAUCGCCAGCACCUCCUAUACCUCCAGAUCAUACAAAUCCGUUUGCUCAAGCAAACAAUCCAUUUGUUGAACCUGGUAACCCGUUCCCACCCUCUCCAGGAGUUAAAACUCCAGUUGAUAACAGGAUCUCUGACGAGAAUGCAUCAUCAUGUAAGGAAGAAAGUGAUGAUGAUGAUAAUGAUGAUAAUGAUGAUGUUGAAAGUGAUACGGAUCCGACAGGAGGAUUAUCAACUGGUUCUAGCAGAAGGAAUUACAGUAAUGGAGACUCAGAUCCCCGUUCGCAUACUCUGCCAAUAACACCCAAAUCAGAUGGUUCAACUGAAAGCGAGGAAUUAUCGUCCCUAACACUAGAAAGAAGGGGAAGUAAACAGUCCACAAAAGAGAAAAAGCGUUUCCCAUUCGGAAGCAUAUUCAAAAAGAAGAAACACGAUAAAUCCUAG
This is a messenger RNA of Dimorphilus gyrociliatus, 12658 nucleotides long. The record is from the annotation of a GenBank genome assembly. Lineage: Eukaryota; Metazoa; Annelida; Polychaeta; Dinophilidae.